AUGAUGCUGGAACAGCUUACUCAAUACGCAAAAUCAAUCCUGGACCCGAAUAGUCCACUGUCAUCAGUAGCCAUGAUCAUGUCGGGAUGUGUUCUAAAUGUGAUUGUCUUGGAAAUGAUUUUGAAUUUGGACUCAAAGAUGGGACCUCUACUCACUCUGAUUCAAUUCAUAUUUAUUUCUCUUGAAUCGUUACGGCAUAAUAUUGACUGGGAAACAAAAUCUUUAAAGAAGAGAGCCAUUCCUCUCUGGUUCUAUUCUAUACUGGUGUUUUUAUUCUUUUUCCAAUCCGUUGUAAAUAAUUUAGUAUUCAAAUAUCAUAUUUCUAUUAUUUUACACACCAUCUUCCGAAGCAGUUCCUUGUUGAUGAAUUUAUUGAUUGGAAUUUUACUCUUUGGUAAAUCACAACCAAAAGAAAAGAUUAUUUCUGUUCUGAUGAUUACCAUCGGAAUAUUUAUUGCUGUGGUUGCAUCCAACAAGAGUGAAUCUAUUGUAUUUGGACAAGAAAUUGUCGGAACUGCUUGGGUCAUGGGUUUGAUACUACUUACGGCGAGUCAAUUUUCUACUGGACUAUUAGGAAAUUUACAAUCGUAUGGAUACUCGAAAUAUGGAACCAGUGAUGAGAAUGAGAAUAUUUUCUAUUCGCAUCUUCUCUCCAUUCCUUGUUUUAUUUUCUUUAAAGAUGAUCUAGUGGAAAAUUUUGAAACCAUGCAGAAAUUUCCAAUUUUGUAUUGGUACAUGCUUUUGAGCGUGUUGACACAAAUUGUUUGCAUUAAGGGUGUCUAUAGAUUGACAGCUCAAACAAAUUCGCUCACAACGACAUUGACCAUUACCAUUAGAAAGUUUGUGAGCUUAUUGUUUAGUAUUUUCUAUUUUGGAAAUACCUUUACGUGGCUUCAUGCAAUAGGAACCUUCUUGGUGUUUUACGGAACUCAUUUGUUUGUGCAGAAUCCAAAAAGCACCAUCACAAAUGCCGAGUCAGCUCGCUCACAAAGUUUGUCUUCGCCGACAACAGAGUUGCCUUCCUCUACAAAACUACCAAAUGUGACCGAUCUCAAAUCCAAGCAUGUACAGAAUUAA
Molecule: messenger RNA, 1077 nt
Organism: Naegleria lovaniensis
Lineage: Eukaryota; Heterolobosea; Eutetramitea; Acrasida; Naegleriidae
Exons: 1
Coding region: 1-1077 (358 amino acids)
Biological process (GO): transmembrane transport
Cellular component (GO): endoplasmic reticulum membrane; Golgi membrane
Molecular function (GO): UDP-N-acetylglucosamine transmembrane transporter activity
Source: RefSeq, a predicted model, not a curated record